Vidua chalybeata is the source of this 391-nucleotide messenger RNA. RefSeq names its product RNA polymerase III subunit K (gene POLR3K). Gene Ontology annotation, molecular function: DNA-directed RNA polymerase activity; zinc ion binding; nucleic acid binding. The record is from RefSeq and is a predicted model, not a curated record. Lineage: Eukaryota; Metazoa; Chordata; Aves; Passeriformes; Viduidae. The transcript is spliced from 3 exons. Bases 1 to 327 code for a protein of 108 amino acids. Gene Ontology annotation, cellular component: RNA polymerase III complex. Gene Ontology annotation, biological process: DNA-templated transcription; termination of RNA polymerase III transcription.
AUGCUGCUCUUCUGCCCGGCCUGCGGGAACGUGCUGGUGGCCGAGGAGGGGCCGCGCUGCCACCGCUUCGCCUGCACCACCUGUCCCUACGUGCGCAACGUCACGCGGAAGGUGACGAGCAGGAAGUACCCGCGGCUGAAGGAGGUGGACGAUGUGCUGGGCGGCGCCGCGGCCUGGGAGAACGUGGACUCCACGGCAGAGCCGUGCCCCAAGUGCGAGCACCCCCGCGCCUACUUCAUGCAGAUCCAGACGCGCUCGGCCGACGAGCCCAUGACCACCUUCUACAAGUGCUGCAACCCGCAGUGCGGGCACCGCUGGCGGGACUGAGGGGCCGCGGGGAGCGGGGAUCGUGAUUGCUGCUGCUCCUGCAAUAAACGGGCACUGCGGGCAA